AUGCCCAGGGUGAUGUUCUUCAGAAUCCCUUGCCGUUGGGGGCGACCUGCUUGGCGCGAGGUGAGCAUCGGGUGGGAGGAGGGUGGUGGAGUGAGGGGGGGGGAGGGUGGUGGAGUGAGGGGGGGGGAGGGUGGUGGAGUGAGGGGGGGGAAGGGUGGUGGAGUGAGGGGGGGGGAGGGUGGUGGAGUGAGGGGGGGGGAGGGUGGUGGAGUGAGGGGGGGGGAGGGUGGUGGAGUGAGGGGGGGGGAGGGUGGUGGAGUGAGGGGGGGGGAGGGUGGUGGAGUGAGGGGGGGGGAGGGUGGUGGAGUGAGGGGGGGGGAGGGUGGUGGAGUGAGGGGGGGGGAGGGUGGUGGAGUGAGGGGGGGGGAUGGAGAGCAAUCACCCGAGGGUUCGGAGACCUCUCUACUCCCCACUGCUGCUGGUUGCUUAACCUAUUCCAGUCAGCUGUCGUCAGAGGAAUUCCUUCAGUGGGGUAGAUUGUCAUCAAUCGUGAUGGGUGCAGGAGCUACGAAUUCAUCGGAGGAAGUCAUAAAUCACUGGUCGUUGGAAAUGAUGGGGGUGUUGAACGACAUGAACAGUGCUAAAGCUGAUGCUAUGAAGGAUAUGGCACCUGGAGAUCGACGAGCAUGGAAGGUGUGCGAGGAGGGUCCGGAGCAUCGAGCCAUGGUGCGCAAGGGGCCGGAAGGGACGGAGGUGCACACGCUGCUGAUGGAGGGAAUCGUGAACGGACCCGUCGAAGCAGCCGUCGCCAUGACUCGCGAUGUCACCUUUUUCAAAGAAUGGUGGCCGCAGCAGAACAUGCCUGUGUACAAGGUGAUUGAGAACCGGUACCUGAAGCGAAUUGGCGACGGCUUCGACCUCACUUACAUGAGGUUCAGGACCCCUUGGCCGUUCCCCGGAAAGGAGUUCGCCUUCAUGCUCUUGAGUGUCUACGACGCCAACACCGGCAUGGUCACGACCGUCCUUCAGACGCCGCCAGAAGACAACACGCUGAUCAACCCAGCCAAGCACGGCUUCCCUCGAGAGGCUGUCCCGCCUGUGCCCUCGGGCGUGGUCCGCAUGGCCAUUAACGGUGGCUUUACCGUGAAGGACUUGGGAGAGAAUCGCUGCCACUAUCGGGGAAUCUUCACCGUCGAUCUCAAGAUGCCGCCCGCACUGGUCAAUUUCGUCACCAAAGGGUUUGGCGGGAUGCUGUUCACGGUGUUUAGCAAAGAGAUCGAAUCUGAUUUGGCGGAUAUCAAGGGCGGCAAGGGGAAGGCGUUCCGGAAGGUUCUGGAGGAGGAGCAGCUGUAUGUGCGGAUCAGAGAGGCCAUGUGCGAGCACCGUGCUCGCAAGGAGAAGCAGCGGGAGAGAGUUGGGGGAGGAAGCGGAGGAGGAGGAGCGGUGGCGGCAGCAGCAGGGAUGGGUGAUGAUGGUGAGGAGGAAGAAAGAUGGGAUGGAGGAGAGUCAGAGGCGUUUUAUUCUCCCGCCUCCUCCUUCUCCUCCUUCCAUGCGCACGCCCUCCCUCACCUCUCCCUCGACCAUGCCGCUGCCUCUGAACCACUCCACCCACACGCCACAGAAGGCACGCAUCUUCGUGAGGCGGCCCAAAUGCUGCCCUCACACGCCUCGGGAAUGCAGCGCCGCACCAGUGGUCCUCCUCGCUUCAGAUCUUCUAUCUCUAGGGGAAGGUCGGACGGCCCAGCAGCAACGAGAGCAGCAGCAGCGGCGGAGGCGGCAGAAGCAGAAGCAGGAGGUUCAGCAGGGUGGGUUGGCAGGGGCCGGUUUGGCUUCCGCAGCAGCAGGCGCAAGGCAGAGGAGAGAGCUCGCAAACUCACAGAAACCACUCCUCCCUUCUCGUCCUCUCUUCCCACGCCCUCUUCACCUGCUGCUUCCCUGGCCUCCUCCCUAUCCCAAGCUCGCCUUGAAGACCUGGGCCUGAUCCCUGUGGACUCUGCUUCUACAUCUUCUCACGAAGCAGCAAGCUACCAGCCCCACCACAGUGACCUGUGUCAGCAGCUGCAGCCUGGUGAUUUUGACAGAAUCGUGGCAGGAGGUGCUUCAGAAAGCAAGGGAGUGUUUGGCAGCAGUGGGAAGGGGAAUGUGGAGUUAGGAAGCAAGACAGGUGGCGGGCUGUUUGCAGCUAUGAUGACAAUGCGUGCGCAGAGGCAGCAUCAGCAGGAACAGCAGCGCCACAGUCACAGCCUCCCCCUAUGUGGUUGGAAUCUCCAGUUCACAUGA
Messenger RNA from Closterium sp. NIES-65, 2220 nucleotides. NCBI's taxonomy places the organism in Eukaryota, Viridiplantae, Streptophyta, Zygnematophyceae, Desmidiales, Closteriaceae. The record is from the annotation of a GenBank genome assembly.